This is a messenger RNA of Necator americanus (New World hookworm), 2025 nucleotides long. RefSeq lists its product as uncharacterized. Gene Ontology annotation, molecular function: catalytic activity. The coding region runs from base 1 to 2025 and encodes 674 amino acids. The transcript has 2 exons. The record is from RefSeq and is a predicted model, not a curated record. NCBI's taxonomy places the organism in Eukaryota, Metazoa, Nematoda, Chromadorea, Rhabditida, Ancylostomatidae.
AUGUGUUCUUCAGAAGCUAGGGCGUACCCCAGAAGCGACGCGCAUUGUCCUCACCCGGGCAAUGUGGCAAAUAUGCGAGGGCUACCGGCUAGAGGACGAAGCCGGCCAAAGAAGUUAGUCCGCCAUCGCCAGCAACAUCCAGUGCGCUUGGCAACACUUAACGUUGAGACGCUUACUGGAAGAAGUCGUGAACUGGCAGACAGUCUCAGAAAACGCCGUGUUGACAUAUGUUGUGUACAGGAGACUCACUGGAAAGGCUCCAAGGCAAGGGAAUUAGGCGAUGGCUACAAGCUGAUCUACCACGGCACAUCAAAUCGCAACGGCGUUGGUAUCAUAUUGAACGAGUCGUUUAGAAAUAGCGUCACAGCGGUGGAUCGACUAUCGGAUCGCUUAAUGGCUGUAAAAGUAGAUACAGGAGAAGUGGAAUUGCGAGUUGUCUCUGCUUAUGCGCCACAGAUGGGCUGUAGUGAAGAAGAGAAGGCGUGCUUUUGGGAAGAUCUGGAGCAGUACGUCCAAUCCCUGGAAAGCAAAGAAGUACUUUUAAUCGGAGGAGACUUCAGCGGACAUGUCGGUUCCCGGAAAGACGGAUUCGAGAGUUGUCAUGGUGGAUACGGCUAUGGAGCUCGUAACGACGACGGGUUGCGAAUCCUGGAGUAUGCUGCUGCAAGUGACUUGAUCAUUGCUAACACGCAGUAUCGGAAAAGAAAAUCGCAUUUGAUCACGUACACCAGCGGCGGUCGUGAAACACAAAUAGAUUUCUGGAUGUUACGCCGACGAGAUCGCCGACUUCUGCAGGAUUCAGACGUCAUCCCUACAGACCAUGUCGCUGCCCAACACCAUCUGCUCGUUAUGGACUUGAAAAUCUCCCGUCCAAGGAAGAGACAUCCAAGGACUGAAACACAGCGCAUCAAAUGGUGGAAUCUGAAGGAUCGAAAGGAGAACGAGGAAGUUCAGGCGGCAAUUCGUGAGAAGAAGUCCAAGUAUAAGCUCUGGUGGAGGACGCGUCAGCCUGAAGAUCAAGGUGCUUACCUAGCGACGAAGAGGGAGGCUAGGAAGGCAGUCUCCAAGGCGAAGUCGAACCGCUACAAGGCUGUGUACGACAUGCUUGAUACCAGAGAAGGCGAGCGGGCAGUGUAUCGUUUAGUCAGAUCACGUCAUCGCUCAACGUUGGAUAUGGCGCACACCAAGAUCGUUAAGGGAGCUGAUGGAGCCGUUCUGCGCCGCUCUGGUCAGAUCCUGGAGAGGUGGCGAGAGUACUACAAUCACUUGUGUAACGAAGAGUUCUGUCAUCCUCCCAUCCCAACUGUUCCCAGCGUCGAGGGUCCUGUUCUACCGAUUACUGCCGUCGAAGUCAGUGCUGCCCUCGCAAAAAUGAAGUCGAACAAGGCAGAUGGUUCUGAUGACGUACCUGCUUAUGCCUGGAAGCUGCUAGGAGAUCGAGGGUCCGUGUGGCUCGCAGCUCUAUUUAACAAGAUCGUUGCAGAAGGACGGACUCCAGACGUUUGGCAAACUUUCGUGACUGUGCCUGUCUGGAAAGGGAAAGGAGACAUUGCUGACUGCACCUCGUACAGGCCUAUACGACUGCUCUGCCAUACGAUGAAAGUUUUUGAGCGUGUCCUGGAAGCUCGUCUGAGGAAAAUUGUUAGCGUUUCACUCAACCAGUGCGGUUUUGUGAAGGACUGCAGCACUAUGGAUGCUAUCCAUGCUGUCCGAAUCCUCCUGGAGAAACAUCGAGAAAAGAACCGCAGUGUGCAUCUUGCUUUUCUCGAUCUCGAGAAAGCUUUCGACCGUGUCCCACAUGAGCUUUUAUGGAUGUCCAUGAGGUCGCAUAGAGUACCAGAAGAAUAUGUGCGGUGGACGAAGCUGCUUUAUGCGAAGCCUACCAGCGUUGUACGAUGUGCUGUUGGAACAAGCAGGCCAUUCCCUGUACGAGUGGGGGUUCAUCAGGGUUCAUCCGUCUCACCUCUGCUGUUCAUGCUGUGCAUGGACACGAUAACGAAGGAAAUCCAGAAGCAGCAUCCGUAG